AUGAAAGCUAUCGCAAACGGAUGGACUUCAAACCCUAAGACGGAAGUCAUCGAAUACUUCAGGAAACGUCAAGACAACCUCAGUACCGUCGACAACACAUUGUUGAUGGGAGAUAGAGUAGUCAUCCCAAAAACGAUGCAACCUGAAAUCCUAACGGCUCGACACAAAGGCCACCCAGGUAUAAGAAAAAUGAAGCAACUCGCCAGAGAAUAUGUUUAUUGGCCUAAAAUAUUAGAAAACAUCAAGCGACUUGUCCAACAAUGCGAUGCUUAUGCUCUGACACGAAGAAUGCCAAUCAAGGUACCACUCAGCCUUUGGCCGGAAGCCACACGUCCAUUGGAGCGGUUAUACAUAGAUAUUGGUUACCCUCCAAACAGCCAGUAUCUAUACAUUUUCGUGGACGUAUACUCCAAGUUCCUGGAGGUGGCAAUAGCCUCGUCAAUAACAGCAACACACACAGGAGAACUGUGUCACGAAGUCUUCUCAAGAUAUGGACCCCCAGAAAUGCUCGUCAGUGAUCACGGAUCUCAAUUUACUUCCGGACUUUUCGCGAAUCUCAGCGAAAACCACCAGAUCACCCACCUAAUAUCACCGGUAAACCACCCGCAAUCAAACGGACAAGCCGAACGCGUCGUUGAUACUGUAAAAACAGCCAUCGCCAAAGAUGCGACCAACUGGAAGAAAACUCUCUUCGGCUUCCUCCACAGCUACCGUUACACGCCAUGUGAGGCAGCUCCAGGUGGUAAGUCACCAGCGGAACUCUUUUUCGGACAACAAAUGAAUACACCGUUCUCCAAGCUGUUCCCGAAACCGAAGGAAGAGAAAAGCGGGCCAGACGACUUCGAAGGAAAAAAAACAAACAUGAAAAACAGUUUAACCGACAUCAUGGCGCAUGAUCAUGUGAACUCGCAAUCGGCGACCGCGUCGUAG
Messenger RNA from Neodiprion virginianus, 930 nucleotides. RefSeq lists its product as uncharacterized. The record is from RefSeq and is a predicted model, not a curated record. The transcript has a single exon. Lineage: Eukaryota; Metazoa; Arthropoda; Insecta; Hymenoptera; Diprionidae. Gene Ontology annotation, biological process: DNA integration. Gene Ontology annotation, molecular function: nucleic acid binding. Bases 1 to 930 code for a protein of 309 amino acids.